This is a messenger RNA of Protopterus annectens (West African lungfish), 1786 nucleotides long. RefSeq names its product NRAS proto-oncogene, GTPase (gene NRAS). Gene Ontology annotation, cellular component: plasma membrane. Gene Ontology annotation, biological process: Ras protein signal transduction. Lineage: Eukaryota; Metazoa; Chordata; Ceratodontiformes; Protopteridae. Gene Ontology annotation, molecular function: GTP binding; GDP binding; GTPase activity. The record is from RefSeq and is a predicted model, not a curated record. The transcript has 6 exons. The coding region runs from base 237 to 803 and encodes 188 amino acids.
GUCCUUUUUCCCUGGUGAUGGAAGACAUUGGGUGUGUCUUGAAGAGGCAGGAAGUUUCAGGACAAGUUGUUCAACGAGCAUUUUUCGAAAAACGUAGAACAUGGGUGUAUUUAACUAAACGGUUUUAUUUUUUCAUGUUUUUUGGGAUGCUUUUUUUGUCUAAUUUGAAGGUGUACUUUUAAAUUUAUUUGACAGAGCUGUGCUGGAGGACUGAAACAGGUUCUCACUGAAGGGAAAUGACAGAGUAUAAACUAGUGGUGGUUGGAGCUGGUGGUGUUGGGAAGAGUGCAUUGACAAUCCAGCUUAUCCAAAACCAUUUUGUGGAUGAGUACGAUCCAACAAUUGAGGAUUCUUACAGAAAGCAGGUGGUCAUUGACGGGGAGACAUGUUUGUUGGAUAUUCUUGAUACUGCGGGUCAAGAGGAGUAUAGUGCUAUGAGAGAUCAGUACAUGCGAACUGGAGAGGGAUUCCUCUGUGUAUUUGCUAUAAAUAAUAGCAAAUCCUUUGCAGAUAUCAAUCUUUACAGAGAACAAAUUAAGAGAGUAAAAGACUCAGAUGAUGUCCCCAUGGUGUUAGUUGGAAACAAAUGUGAUUUACCAACAAGGACAGUUGACACAAAACAAGCUCAAGAAUUAGCAAAAGGUUAUGGGAUACCUUUUAUUGAAACAUCUGCUAAAACAAGACAGGGUGUAGAGGAUGCCUUUUACACAUUAGUUCGAGAAAUCAGGCAGUUCAGAAUGAAGAAACUCGAUAGUAAUGAAGACCGAAAACAGGGCUGCAUGGGGCAGUGUACAGUGAUGUGAUAAGUUUCUUAAACUUGUAAGAAGAAAAGAAACUGUUGGAACAUAAGAAGCAUUAUGACCACUGCUGUGAAAUGGAACAUGUUGAGAUUACCUCGUAUAGCAUGAGGAAUAGCUGCGUUGUUCCCCCGUUUGUGCCACAGUUGUAGCAUGUGGUUCAGUCACUUACAGGAACUUCUUUCUCCAAAUAACUUCAGGGAGGGUUUAAUGUCCUCUCUAUAGAUGGAACCACUGAAUUUCAUGCUGUGCACCAUUGUCAAGUUUUCAUAGAAAGAUUCAAAGCAUCUAUUCUGGAGAAGAAUACCCAUAGGUAACAGAUCAUCUGUACCAUUAGGCACCAAAUGCACAAGGAACUGAGACCAAAUGUUUGGCUCAGCUUACUGUUUAAUACACUAAUUUGAACCUGUGUUAAAUUAAGUAGAAACCUCUUCGAAUAAGUGCCUACAUGCUGCAAGACUUUACCAUUUGGCUCUUGCUUUUACCUUCAGACUUUUAAAAGCUAAUUUCUGUGCAGGAGCCAUGACAUUUAAUCAGAGUGCCACAAAUUCCUUUGUUUGCCUUGAAACUGCACACAAAACUAUUACUGUAUGUAGAAAGUCUCAUUAUAUGUGAGAUGUACAGUAGAAAGUUAAACUAGGUUAUAAAGUCAAAUGAUACAAUUGUUUUUCUUGUCUGCCUCUUACACUCUACUUGUACAGUUAAUUUUCGGGAUUUGUAAAGCAGUCUAACAUCAGUCAGAUUAUGGUGAAAUUCAUGUUGAAUGUACAUUGUGAAGACAGUAAGCACCAUUGCUAUUAGUGAAUUUCAUUUUCUUUUGUAAUAUAGUCUGUUCUGACUGUUUUAGAUUUCCCAGCUUGUCUGAUUCUGAAUGGAUGAGGUUUGUCUAAUUCAUAAUCUAUGGAAAUGUUUGUUGUAUAAGUCCUGGAAUACAUUGUUUACAUAAGGCAAAUGCAGUAUUCACUGUGACUAAAAAAAGUGGUAACCUG